This is a messenger RNA of Chara braunii, 951 nucleotides long. The record is from the annotation of a GenBank genome assembly. NCBI's taxonomy places the organism in Eukaryota, Viridiplantae, Streptophyta, Charophyceae, Charales, Characeae.
GGCCCUAGUAUAAAUUGGGGGACUUGGUGCAGUGGGAGCGGUGGUGUGAACAUUUCGUCGAUCUUUCAAUGUGCCUGGUCGGAGUGCGGCUCACAUGGACAAGGGACGAGGAGCACCUCGCUUGGGUUGAGUACAUGGAGCUACUGAUCAUCAAGGCCUGGCGGACGGAGGUGGAAGGCAAUCUUCGUAGAUUCCUGUUUGGAUCCGUGAGGCCCGACCAUCACCAGCUAAUCGUGCAGGAACUCACGGUUCCUCUCGCGCAGUUGGUUGACGAUCUCCCCCUUGAUAUCGUCUCGCAGAGCGACGAAAGCCCGGUCUCGCACGUCCUCACACGAACGCUGACGCCGUACCUUCAGUGGUCGGCGUGCUUGGAGGAGUCGGGAAGCGGCCGCGACCAGCCAUCACAACGAGGCUACCUGGACCCGCGGAAAAUAAUCGAUCUCGCCUUCUUCCAGGACCGAACAGUCUCCGAAAACGAGGAGCUAGCAAUAGAAGAAGAAGUGGAAGAAGAAGAAGGCGCAGCAGAAGAAGAGGAGGAAGAGACACCGGAAGAAGGCAGUUAUAGUGAACAUAGUGAGGGAGAGCAGAGUGAGGACGAAGAAGAAGAAGAGGAAGACGAGGAAGAGGAAGAGUUGGAGCUGGAGAAAUCCGAGUGGAAAAUCUCGGCGGAAGAAGUAAAACGAAUGGACGCUCAGACGGAGGACCUCGAGGCAGCGUGCAAAAGAGAAGAGAUUGUGGCCGGAAAGCGACAGCUGGAAUUCGCACGCGGAGCAAAUCUGCCCAUCUCCGACGAUCCAGGCAAAGAUCCGAAGCCGCCCAAGCCCGAAGAUGGGGACCCAGCUGCUGAGACUUCGAGCGCACCGGCCAGGCGGUGAUGAAGUCGAUCCCCCUCCCCCUCCACCUCCGACCGUCUACAAGUUCGAGCCCGUACCGAUGCGGGCCAUCAGGCUU